GCACGCGCCCUCCCAGCAUUCUGUCGGCGCGCGGGCGGCGGGCGACUCAGUCCGGACGGCUGUGGCCACGGAGCGGACGGAGGUUCCUGGCCGCCGCGGCUGAGGCGGCCGGACGCGGAUCAGGUGGAGGGAGAGGCCGCCGGUGCACACCCGCCCGCCAUGAAGCCCCCCGCAGCCUGUGCAGGAGCCGCCCUGGACACGGCGGCCCCCUGCCCCGUGGUGAACUACCUGAGGUGGGACCUGAGUGCCCAGCAGAUCGGGGAGCUGACGGUGGAGCUCAUGGAGCAGACCAAGCGCGUGUAUGACCGCGUGGGCUCCCAGAAGCUCGAGGACGUGUCCUACGAGAGCACGCUCAAGGCACUGGCUGACGUGGAGGUGUCCUACACAGUGCAGAGGAAUAUUCUCGACUUCCCCCAGCACGUUUCUCCGUCCAAGGCCAUUCGGACAGCCAGCACGGAGGCGGACAAGAAGCUGUCCGAGUUCGACGUGGAGAUGAGCAUGAGGCAGGAUGUGUACCAGAGGGUCGUCUGGCUGCAGGAGAAAGUCCAGAAGGACUCACUGAGGCCCGAGGCAAGGCGGUACCUGGAGCGGCUGAUCAAACUCGGCCGGAGGAAUGGGCUCCACCUGCCCGAAGAGACGCAGGAGAAAAUCAAAGGCAUCAAGAAGAAGCUGAGUCUGCUGUGCAUCGACUUCAACAAGAAUCUGAACGAGGACACCACCUCCCUGCCCUUCACGCGGGAGGAGCUAGGACUCCCUGAGGACUUCCUGAACUCCCUGGAAAAGACUGACAACGAGAAGUUCAAAGUCACCCUCAAGUACCCUCACUAUUUUCCCCUCCUGAAGAAAUGCCACGUGCCCGAGACCAGAAGGAAGGUGGAGGCGGCCUUCAACUGUCGGUGCAAGGAGGAGAACUCUGCCAUCCUCAAGGAGCUAGUGACCCUCCGGGCCCAGAAGUCCAGCCUGCUGGGGUUCAGCACGCACGCCGACUACGUCCUGGAGAUGAGCAUGGCGAAGACCAGCCAGGCGGUGGCCACUUUCCUGGACGAGCUGGCUCAGAAGCUGAAGCCCCUCGGGGAGCAGGAGCGGGCAGUGAUCUUGGAGCUAAAGAAGGCCGAGUGCGAGGCGCGAGGCCUGGACUUUGACGGGCGGAUCAACGCGUGGGACAUGCGCUACUACAUGAACCAAGUGGAGGAGACACGCUACCGCGUGGACCAGAACCUGCUCAAGGAGUACUUCCCAACGCAGGCGGUCACCAGGGGCCUGCUGGGCAUCUACCAGGAGCUGCUGGGGCUGACCUUCGACCUAGAGGAGCACGCCGCCGUGUGGCACGAAGACGUGAAGCUGUACUCAGUGAGGGACGCAGCCUCGGGGACCGUCAUCGGGAAGUUCUACCUGGAUCUCUACCCGCGGGAAGGCAAGUACGGGCACGCGGCCUGCUUCGGCCUGCAGCCAGGCUGCCUGCGGCAGGACGGGAGCCGCCAGAUCGCCAUCGCGGCCAUGGUGGCCAACUUCACCAAGCCCACCCCGGACGCCCCCUCCCUGCUGCAGCACGACGAGGUGGAGACCUACUUCCAUGAGUUUGGGCACGUGAUGCAUCAGCUCUGCUCUCAGGCGGAAUUUGCCAUGUUCAGCGGGACGCACGUGGAGCGCGACUUCGUGGAGGCGCCCUCACAGAUGCUGGAGAACUGGGUGUGGGAGAGGGAGCCGCUGCUGAGGAUGUCGCGGCACCACAGGACCGGCAACGUCAUCCCGGAGGAGCUGCUGGAGAAGCUCAUCAGGUCCCGGCAGGCCAACACAGGUCUCUUCAACCUGCGCCAGAUCGUCCUGGCCAAGGUGGACCAGGCCCUGCACACGCGCAUGGCCGCCGACCCAGCCGAGGAGUACGCCCGCCUCUGCCAGGAGAUCCUGGGGGUCCCAGCCACGCCAGGGACCAACAUGCCUGCGACCUUCGGCCACCUGGCGGGCGGAUACGACGCGCAAUACUACGGCUACCUGUGGAGCGAGGUGUACUCCAUGGACAUGUUCCACACGCGCUUCAAGCGGGAGGGCGUUCUCAACGGCAAGGUCGGCAUGGACUACAGAAGCUGCAUCCUGAGACCCGGGGGCUCCGAGGACGCCAGCGUCAUGCUGAAGCAAUUUCUGGGUCGUGACCCCAAGCAGGAUGCCUUCCUCCUGAGCAAGGGCCUGCACGUGGAGGGCGCCGAGCCACUGGCCUGCUGACGCCCAGGGCUUCUGCGGCCCUGGACGGGGGCUCCGCUCCCGCCGCCCUGGUGCCUUAGCUCCCGGCCUGGAAACGGGCGGGAGAGGCGGCCCCCAGCUCGGCACCCCGGGGAGGGCAGGGCAGCGUGGAGAGGGGCUGUUCUCCCUGUCAAUCCCCAGAGCCAGUGUCCGUGACCCCGCUCGGUGGCCAGCCUGGACUGAAGAGAGCUUGGCCCCGAGAUGUCUGGAGGCCGCUGCUGUCCGGUCAGGGCCUCCUCUCUGUUGCACUGACACAGCCCUUCCUGGGACGUUCGCCCUCGUAAGGGACGGGUUUAUCUGUGAAAUGCAGCCAUUAAUAAAAGGAAAAGAGAGAUUAUCA
Messenger RNA from Pteropus alecto (black flying fox), 2578 nucleotides. RefSeq names its product thimet oligopeptidase 1 (gene THOP1). The coding region runs from base 160 to 2220 and encodes 686 amino acids. The transcript is spliced from 13 exons. Gene Ontology annotation, biological process: proteolysis; peptide metabolic process. Lineage: Eukaryota; Metazoa; Chordata; Mammalia; Chiroptera; Pteropodidae. The record is from RefSeq and is a predicted model, not a curated record. Gene Ontology annotation, cellular component: mitochondrial intermembrane space. Gene Ontology annotation, molecular function: metalloendopeptidase activity.